AUGGCAGAGAGCUCACGCACGAUCGCAAAGACAGACCCCGACGCGGCCGUGAUCCACGUCGACCCCGCGCGCGUGCUGGCGGAUAUCGACGACAAGAUCUACUGCGGAUUUCUCGAGCACCUCGGCCGCUGCAUCUACGGCGGCAUCGUCGACUACGACUGCAAGAUCCCCGGGCUGACGAACGACAAGGGCUUCCGUCUCGAUGUCGCGGACGCGAUCAAGGACCUGCGCAUGCCGAUGAUUCGGUAUCCCGGCGGGAACUUUGUGUCUGCCUAUCACUGGAUGGACGGCGUGGGCCCGAAAGAGAACAGGCCGGUCAGACCUGAGCUGGCGUGGCGGGGCCGCGAGCCGAAUCUGUUUGGCACGGACGAGUUCAUGGAGUGGUGCGAGUUCAUGAACGUCGAGCCCUACCUGUGCUUCAACAUGGGCACCGGCACGCUCGACGAAGCGCUCGCGUGGCUCGAGUACUGCAACUCGGACGACGACACGUACUACGCGAACCUGCGGCGCAAGAACGGGCACGACAAGCCGUACAAUGUAAAGUACUGGGGUCUCGGCAACGAAGUGUGGAACGCGUGGGUCGUCGGCCAGAUGACGGCUGAGGACUACGCAAAAAAGGCAGACGAGUGGGGGAAAGUGCUCAAGAUGCUCGACCCGUCAAUCAUCCUCGUCGCGUGCGGAUUCGACGGCCUGCACACUUGGGAGUACACCGUCACCCAGAAGCUCAUCAACGUCUGCGACAUGUACUCGAUCCACCAGUACACCUGCAACUACGACCACAUCCAGAACGUAUCCUGCACCGCCGCCGCCGAGCGCGCGAUCCAGAUCGUGGCGAAACUGAUCGACCUCUCGCGCAUCACAAACCAGGCCUCGAAGCGCACGAUGAAGAUCGCGAUGGACGAGUGGAACGUGUGGGACUACAAGCGCGCCAACGGCGAGAACGGCGCAGAGGAGCACUACGAUCUCUCGGACGCGCUCGCGGUCGCGGCCUGGGGAAACGUGUUUGUCCGGCAGGCUGCGCAUCUGGGGAUGGCGAAUCUGGCGCAGUGCGUGAAUGUAAUCGCGCCGAUUAUGGCGCGGCCGGACGGCAUCUUCUUGCAGACGACGUAUCAUACCUGGAAGUUGCUGUCGCAUUACAUGCGCGGAAAGUCGCUGGCUCUGCAUGUAGGCAGCCCGAUGUACGAGGGUCCGCUCGACAACACGCACGGCGAUAUUCCAUGGCUUCAGGAUAUCGAGAGCGGUAUCCCGAUGCUGGACGUGAGCGCUGCGCUGAACGACAAGAAAAUCUACCUGUCGGUCGUGAAUCGAUCAGAGACGGAGGCGAUCAAGACGAGGAUUAAUCUACUGGGGGAGUAUGAGGAGAAAGUGCAUGUGUGGUCGGUCUACCACGAGGAUGUGCGUGCGAAAAACAGUUUUGAGAAUCCGACGAAUGUGGGGAUUGAGGAGUGGGAGUAUGGACUGGGAGAGGUGAAGGAGGGGGUAGUCUUUCGGGAGCACAGCUACACGCUUCUGGAGUUGCGUCUGAAGUAG
Molecule: messenger RNA, 1530 nt
Organism: Myxozyma melibiosi
Lineage: Eukaryota; Fungi; Ascomycota; Lipomycetes; Lipomycetales; Lipomycetaceae
Product: glycoside hydrolase superfamily
Exons: 1
Coding region: 1-1530 (509 amino acids)
Biological process (GO): polysaccharide catabolic process; L-arabinose metabolic process
Molecular function (GO): alpha-L-arabinofuranosidase activity
Source: RefSeq, a predicted model, not a curated record